Moneuplotes crassus is the source of this 1661-nucleotide messenger RNA. Lineage: Eukaryota; Ciliophora; Spirotrichea; Euplotida; Euplotidae. The record is from the annotation of a GenBank genome assembly.
CUUUAAAUAGCAAUGGCUACGAGAACGAUGAAGCACAAGCGUAACAAUACCUACCUUUUAGAUGAGGGGACUUCAGUAAGGUCAAAGAAAAAGCCAUUUAAGUUCAAUAUUGGAAAGAGCCAUCCUAGUUCGUUACAGAACAGUCUUAAAUAAGAGUUUGGUCAAGAGUUAUGAGAAGAAACCAUCAAUUUCAAGCAAGAAAGAUUGCAUUUACCUAGACAACUUUGAGUAUAAUAAUCCCAAUGAUUUGGAAGAGCUAUGUAUAGCACUUGAAAAUGAAAGUGAGGAUCAUUAUUCCUACCAGUUCACACACCCUAUUGAUAAAGAUUUUGAACCUCUAAAGCAUCUCUCACCUCUUGAGAACAACAGGAAUCUUAUCCAGCAUAAUUUAUUUACAAGGAAGUUGAAGCAUGAGAGAUUUUGUUCGUAUAAGAUUAGGUUCAGCACUCAUUACUCUUUUGAUUAUACUAUUGGAUACCUUGAAACAUACUUUGAACCAUCUGAUUCCUCAUGCGUGAUGGUUUCCAGACUGUAUAUAUUCAAACUUUACCGUUCAAAGGCAUAUGUAAAGAAAUUAGUUGAGAGUAUUUUCAAAGAGCUUUUCAUCAGAGUAUACCAAGCCAGUACUUUAAAAGUGCUAACCUUUGACACUGACAUGUACAAGAGAUAUCUAAUGGAUUAUGGCUUUAAAUAUUCUAAUACUUUGCCCUCUCGCAAAGGGGAAGAGGCAAGACAUGUCUAUAAGAUUGACAGGAAAGACAUCCGCAGAGAUAAGCACUCUGAUGAUAAGUUUGUUCAAGAUAUCCUCAAAUAUAUGAAGAAGAGAACCAUACAGAAGAAUUAUGUAAAAGGAGCAGCUAAGAAAGACAUUUUAAACAAAUAUAAUUUAGUAAGAAAUGUUAAUAAUACGCUUGGGGAUGCAAAAAUUAGUAUUACAAGCUCCCCAAAUCCUAAGCAUCGGAAGUACUUGAGUUCACAUCCUGUUUCAAUGAACAGAGUUGAUAGCACAAGUAUCUCAUCGUCCCAAACUCAUGAUUCUAUCAGAAAGACACAAAACAUUGAAGCUAUGAAGGUUACCAGACAGGAGUCAAUUCUUUCAAUAAUGAAAAAUAGUGCAAAAAGAGAUACAUUAAAUGCAAAUCUGACUAAGAGACACAAGCAACUUACUAGAGAGACUCAUUUCUCAAAGUCAAGUAAUUUCUCAGGCAACUCAAUCCUAUCCAAGGAUUACAACUACUAUGAGGCUAAAUAAGAGAAUGGAGAUGUUUAAGGCAAAUCAGAGUAAUAUCCAGAAGCACAAAAGUUUAGAGAGAUUACCUUACAAAAACUACUCUGAUUUCCCAAAAGAGCCUUCUUCCUUCAGCCAUUUCAGGUCUAAAAAUCUAGCGUACAAGUUGGCAAGGAGGGUCUCUGAGGGAUAUAAUGAGCCAAGGGAGGUUCCUAAACCAACCAGUAAUUUCCCUGACCUGCUCUCAUCGAACAGCUAUGAAGACACUAGUCUUAGCCAUCAGAGCCUGAACGGGUCUUUCCACGAGAGGUUUUCAUCAACUAAUAUGAAGAAGAAGGGGCUUAGAUACGAUAACUCAACAGAUAUAGGUGGGAAACAGGGCAGAGAUCAGAAGAAUUCUUUGUUGAGGGAAUAUUGGAAUUGAAAAUAACUU